AUGGUCGAAACACAAAAUGCCAUCAGCGAGGCGGAGUUGGGUCCUAAGAUGGACUUGAGCCAUCAGGAAGUUGUCCACAUGGCAGAGCUGAGUCCGGAAGAUAAGGUCAUCGAGAAGAAGUUGCGCAAGCGCAUCGAUGCCUUGAUUAUGCCACUGGCCAUUCUGGUCUACUUGAUGAACUAUAUCGAUCGCAACAAUUAUGCCGCAGCGAAGCUCCAAGGUCUCCAGGAGGAUCUCAACCUCGACGAGACAAAAUACCAAACCGGUCUCUCUAUUCUCUUUGUUGGAUACAUUCUCAUGCAGGUGCCUUCGAACAUGCUUCUGAACUACAUGGGUCGACCCUCCCUAUACAUUGGAUUCUUCGUCACCGCUUGGGGCCUGGUCUCGGCAGUCACAAGUCAAGUCACAACCUAUGGAGGCAUCGUGGCCUGUCGAUUCAUUCUUGGUUUGGUUGAAGCGCCCUUCUUCUGUGCCAUCCUCUUCUAUCUGUCCAAAUGGUACACAAAGAAGGAGUUGGCUUUCCGAAUGAGUAUUUUCUACUCCGGCUCCCUACUGAGUGGAGCUUUCGGAAACCUCAUUGCCGCCGGUAUUCUCAACGGUCUCAAAGGCCACCGAGGACUUUCGGCCUGGCAAUGGCUUUAUAUCAUUGAGGGCUCCAUUACCUGUGCUAUCGGACUGGUUAUUUGCUUCGUUUUGCCCGACUUCCCCGAGACAUGGAAACUUUUGGACCCGGAGAUGCGCCGAGUGGCCCAGCGACGUCUUGCUAUUGAGGCCGGUCAGGCCGAUGUGGAUGAAGGCGGCAGCAAGAGCCAGUUCGAGGGAUUCAAGCUCGCCAUGACCGACAUCAAAACCUAUGCAUUCGCCUUGGCGUAUAUGUGCAUCACCGGUGCCUCAGGUUUCCAGAACUUCUUCCCGACUUUGGUCAAGACUCUCGAGUUGCCUGAAACUAUCACUCUGGUGCUUGUCGCACCCCCAUAUCUCUUCAUGGUUGUAUACUCCCUGUGCCACUCGGUACUUUCUGAUAGGCUGGAGAAGAGAUUCUGGUUCUUCGUCUACCCGAUCCCGAUCACCAUCAUUGGAUUUGUCAUCUUCCUGAAGACUGACUCCUUUGGACCACGAUACUUCUCGUUCUUCUUGAUGGUGUUUGUCUUCGCCCAAAACGGAACUCUAUACUCCUGGCUUGCGAGCUCCAUUCCUCGUCCACCUGCUAAGCGAGCUGUCGCCUUUGCAUUUUUCAAUUCCAUUGGAAACAGCGCUUCGAUUUGGACGCCCUAUACAUAUCUUAAGAAAGAAGAGCCUCAUUACAUUACGGCCAUGGGAGUUUGCAUUGCUCUGCAGAUCAUCGGCGGUCUGGCCGCACUCUUCUUGUACUUCAACCUGAACAUGCUCAACAAACGCCAGGAGCGUCUGGAGAAUGAGGAAGUUCAGCUUAGCGAGAAGGAUAUUCGUCGGCUGCAGGCUACUGCUGAUCUUGAGGGGAUUGAUAUUGCCGCUGCUAGACGGCUGCAGAAGGGAUUCCGUUACACACUGUAG
This is a messenger RNA of Penicillium griseofulvum, 1533 nucleotides long. Its product is annotated as putative MFS transporter. The transcript has 3 exons. Bases 1 to 1533 code for a protein of 510 amino acids. Gene Ontology annotation, biological process: transmembrane transport. Lineage: Eukaryota; Fungi; Ascomycota; Eurotiomycetes; Eurotiales; Aspergillaceae. The record is from RefSeq and is a predicted model, not a curated record. Gene Ontology annotation, cellular component: membrane. Gene Ontology annotation, molecular function: transmembrane transporter activity.